Messenger RNA from Candidozyma haemuli, 969 nucleotides. Its product is annotated as class I SAM-dependent methyltransferase. The transcript has a single exon. The record is from RefSeq and is a predicted model, not a curated record. NCBI's taxonomy places the organism in Eukaryota, Fungi, Ascomycota, Pichiomycetes, Serinales, Metschnikowiaceae. Bases 1 to 969 code for a protein of 322 amino acids.
AUGUCACAUUUGGAAUCAAUUAAGGCCAACAAGGAGGCUUUCGAGAAAUUCGUUAAAGAAAAAGAAGACCAUUCCUUCAUCAAAGUUCUUCAGUAUACCGUUGCUUACACGCUUUUGACGUUUGACAUCAACAGCCCCAGGAAAGAUGUAUCUGAUACAGAAGAGCCAGUGGACGGAGAGCUUAUGGUGAAGAAGUAUGAGGAGCUUCCUCAUGGUCAAUUUGUUGGCAAUUUGCUUCGUCCAGACUCGAAGAUCAUUGAUUUUGCUUGUGGAACUGGCGCCAUUACAGAGAUGUUGGCACCUUUCAUUCCCCAGGCUGAAUAUGUGGGAAUUGAUAUAUCUGAAGAUAUGCUAGGCAAGUUUGACCAGACAGCUGGGGAAUUGAAGAAGAAGUUGCCUGAAUUGAAGGUGAAUUCGAUCUGUGGGGAUGUGCUUGCAGAUGACUUUGACGAUGCUGCCUUGGAGGGCUCUGCAGAUGUGGUGUUCUCGUCUUUGGCGUUUCACCAUCUUCAUAAUUACAAUGUUGUUGCCGAGAAACUCAAGACUUUCUUGAAGCCAGGUGGGCACAUUGUGAUUAUUGACAUGUUCAGCGAUCCAGCAAAGAACCACCAUAGCUUGUUGAGCAAGCAGGGCCAUGGCAACCACCAUAGUCACAGUCAUGGACAUGGACAUGGACAUGAAGAAGGUCAAGGGCAUGGACAUGGCCAUUCCCAUGGACACGAAGAGCCUCAAUUGAACGAUGAAGCAGUGAAACGUGGGGUAAGCCAUCAUGGAAUCAGUAACGAAGAGAUGAUCAGUUGCUUAUCGUCUGGCUGUGAAAACGUCUCGAGCACAAGAGAGCACCAUGUGAACCUAUGGUUUGAUAAAAAGAUGGCCGAUCCUGAUGGAACUCGGAACCUUCCUUCGAAGGACGACUUGGUGUUGGCUCCAUGCGGACUUAUCGUUGGAAUUGCACAGAAACUGGCCUGA